AACACCGGGCCGUGCCAGCGUGUGUGCGCGCGCGUGUCUGUGUGUGUUCGCUUGGACUUCGCCGUGCGGCUCUCGGCGUCUCUGCGGUGACUGUUGACUGAGGGAAUGCGGCGGGCGGGCGGCGCGUCCGUGCGCGCGCGGCGGCCGUCGCUGGCGCGCUGACCACCGCGGCGCUAGCUAGGCGCUACGACGGGCUCCGCUGUGGCGUUGGCCGUUUAGGCGGAAAACCGCUCGAAGCGCAAGUUGCCAGAACGGCACCGGGGGCGUUGAGAGGGCGCAUCAGCAGGCCUUAUACAAACAUGAAGCCACUUAAAGGCUUGUUUAUGUUUGGGGACAUGAAGAAUUUAGACAAUCCUGUGGCACGUGUGGAAGCAGGGCGCAGGCAAGCGUGCAUGAGGACGUGGUAGUUUGAGAAUUUGUGAACCAGCAGAUGAGGAAGCUGCUGCUUCAGUGAGAGCCCUCCUGAUUGGAGAAAAGAGAAACUGACUAUCAGUAUGGACAGGCUCCAUCACGGAAUUUCCCAUAAUCCUUAGUCUCUGUGAGCAGCUGAGUCUUCUGACCCCUGCAUCGUAUCCAGCACCAGACUGACUACAUUGUCAGGUGAUCUAUCCUGUGUCAUGAUGAUGUCAGUAGAUGUGACCAAUCGUAAUGGCCCCACUGCCACACCUCCCACCUCACUCAGCCUUCGCUCCUCACACAAUCAGCUACUCAGCAGCAAUGUCAUCAAGCAGGGCUCUGCCACACCUCCCAAGUGUCGCAAAAAGUAUGCACUUACCAGUAUCCAGGCCGCCAUGGGCCUCGGGGAAGCAGCAUCACCCUCAUCAUCACCAUCAUCGUCCCCAUCACAAUCUUCAACUCCAAACAACCCUAAACUAGCCAAAAACGGGGUUAAUCAGCUUCGUAAAGCUGGUCAGGACCACAACAAAAACUCCACGGGCACUGAACUGAUGGACUUGGAGUGUGAUGCAGAAACUUUAGCAGAUGACGUCAAUGUCAAUGCAACAGAGGAACAUGACAGCCACUCUCUGACCAAUAAUGACAGAGAGGAGGAUUUCCUCAAAUUAGAUGUAAAACUGCAACCAGACACACAAGUGGAUGCCGAACCUGAGCCAAAAACUGAAUCAGAGAUAGACUGUAACAUUAAUACAAAUGUGGAGCUCAAACUGAAUGGCAAUACAACAGAUUUGGACUUUGACUUGAAUAUUGAAACAGAGGAGGGAGAUGACAUCAGCAUUCUAUCUGAGAGGGAAAUUGAUUCAAAGAUGAAGACUGAGAAAGAUGAAGAUGAUGUAGCGGUGGAAGAACAGGAUGAUGAGAAGAAGCCUCUGCUGGUGAUGGAAAGCGAGUCCCCUUUACAAAACCACAAAGUUGCUCCAUGCCUGGAACUCAUCUCGGACCUUCACUCUAACCUCAAGCUUCUUCAGCCCGGCAAGGAUUCUCCAGUGCCACCUCCUCCCUCACUCCCGCGGCAAGCUAGCCCAGAGGACACCCCACUGCUGUCCGUGGCCUCUUGCUCCUCAUCUUCCUCCUCCUCUCCAGAGACGAGGAAGGACAGAAGGACGGGUGCAAAGACGGACUGUGCAUUGAACCGUAUCCAGAAUCUGAACCCCAGUGAUGAAGAGUUGAGCUGGACCACACUGUCCCAGGAGAGCAACUCCCCAGAGGAGCCAGACAUUUGGAGUGAACAAUCAUUCCAGACAGACCCAGACCUGCCUCCAGGAUGGAAGAAGAUCACAGACAUGGCUGGUAUCUACUACUGGCAUAUUCCUACAGGCACCACCCAGUGGGAGAGACCCGCCGCCCACCCAGCCCCACCCGGGCAAACAGAACCCCAGGCUCUGGGCGACUGCACGGCCUCCAUGCCACGCAAACAAUCCCUGAGCUCACUCAGCCCCUCACCCACUCCCGAAUAUGAGUCCUCUCAAGCAGAAGUGUUCUUCAGGGCAUCAACCCGUUCGGGCAGCACCACCUCUGACAGUUCAGUGGAGCCUCUCUCUACACACGAGCCCAUCUUGCCCACAUGUGGAUUUGUCAACAGCUGCUACUUUCCACGCUCAACAUCUCUGCAGGGUAUGCCUGAAAAAGAGCAUCGCUAUCAGGAUCUUGAAGAUGAGGACAAGAAACAGGCGUGGAGUGAUUUUGGCGGAAAGAUUGAUAGUGAGGUGUGGAAGGAUCUACAGGCAGCCACAGUGAACCCUGACCCCAGUCUGAAGGAGUUUGAAGGUGCCACGCUUCGCUAUGCAUCUCUCAAACUAAGGAACCGUCCAACAAUGGAAGAAGAGGAGUCUACUAGUGCGAACAGUGAUCCAGAAGCAAAGUGUUUUGCAGUGCGCUCUCUGGGAUGGGUGGAGAUGGCUGAGGAGGACCUGGCUCCUGGAAAGAGCAGUGUUGCUGUCAACAACUGCAUCAGGCAGUUGUCGUACUGCAAGAACGACAUCCGGGACACUGUGGGCAUCUGGGGAGAGGGGAAGGACAUGUACCUGGUGCUGGAGAACAAUAUGUUGAACCUGGUGGACCCCAUGGACCGUAGUGUCCUUCACUCUCAGCCAAUCGCAAGUAUCCGGGUCUGGGGUGUUGGCCGGGACAAUGGGAGGGACUUUGCAUAUGUGGCAAGGGAUAAAAACACCAGGAUUCUGAAAUGUCAUGUGUUUCGCUGUGACACACCAGCCAAAGCCAUCGCCACCAGUCUGCAUGAGAUCUGCUCCCGGAUAAUGACUGAGCGAAAGAAUGCCAAAGCGAUGGCAGGAGGCUCGCUCCAGGAAAGGAUGCACGCAGGACUAGAGCUCCCUCUACAAGAGUUCCCCACACCAAAGACUGAGCUGGUCCAGAACUUUCAGGUGCUCUACCUUGGGAUGAUGCCUGUGGCCAGACCAAUAGGUAUGGACAUACUGAAUGGGGCUAUAGACAGUCUAAUCGGUUCUUCCAACAAAGAGGACUGGACUCCAGUAGCCCUCAAUGUGGCCGAUGCUACGGUCACCAUAAGCAAAGACAAGGAUGAAGGGGAAGUGCUUGUGGAGUGUCGAGUGCGUUUCCUGUCCUUCAUGGGUGUUGGGCAUGAUGUGCACACGUUUGCCUUCAUCAUGGAUGCUGGAGGUCAUCGUUUUGACUGUCACGUCUUCUGGUGUGAGCCUAAUGCUGGAUGCGUGUCGGAGGCUGUACAGGCAGCCUGUAUGCUGCGGUACCAGAAGUGCUUGGUGGCUCGACCUCCCUCCCAGAAGGCCUGUGGCUCGUCGCCCUCCAGUGACUCUGUGUCCCGUCGCGUCUCUACCAGCGUGAAGAGAGGGGUACUGUCUCUCAUUGACACCCUCAAACAGAAGAGACCAGUCACUGAGUUGCCACAGUAACCGUAAUAAAACACUGUCAACCUCUGGCACAAUUAGCAGUCACCGUGGUAACUAGUUGCAUUGCUGCCAAAACUCAUCGCCAAAUAGAUCCCGGUAACCAUAGAAACACAGCAAUGCCCCAGGGGUUGGGAAGUUCUGUCACCAUUUUUUUAAUUGAUUUUGUUUUUGCUUUUUGAGCAAUUUUAGAUUCCACUUCCACAAGAGUUUAUCAGCUCUUGAAUACUGUAAUAACUGAGCUAAAGACUCUAGUUCAACAUCAAGAAUGAAGAACCAGGUGAAACACCUAAAUAAUGAUAGUAAAACUGUUGAUGUACAUAGAUCCCAUUCCCCUCAGCACAGCCAAGAAGAGAGGAAAACCCCAAAUAGGAAAUACUCCUACUUCACUUACACAUGCGCAGCAUGUGUGUGAGGAGUGGGCUCAUUUUGCCCACACAGCUGAUCCCUCCAUGCUCCUAGUGUAAUUGUGUCCGUGCCUGUACUGCCAGCAUGACCUUGCUCACCUGGCCACACCCCUGUCACUCACCUAGUUGUCCUGUACCUCUACCAUCAGUAGGCUGUAACAUAUAAAGCUAAUAGAAUGAAGGAAUCAUAAAAACCAUGUGUCUGAUCUUCACAUCAGUAAAUAUCUAUAGAGCGCUGGCUGUGAGGUCACGCACUCAACCUGUUUAACUGAUCUUGCAUGAACCUUUUAUAUUAAAGUAAGUCAAUCUAGACAGUGUCACUGCUGCUGCUGCUUUCAGAGAUUGAAGGAGUAAGAAAUCUGAAGCCACAUUGAUUAUUCUGUCUUCUUAGCUCUUUGUUUCUCAUCAACUGUGCAAAACGCAGCCUGGAGGGACUAGACGAGUGGUGAACUUUCACCUGAAACAAUCUUCAUGUGUUUUCGGUUUUCGUCUUUUGUUAUUCCUCGGAAAAGACAGAUAAUAGCCAUAAUAGAGAGGUAGACGUGGGGACAAACAGCGCAGCCCCCACGCUGCUCUGCUCCUCUGCUUUCUGGUAUUACAGAGCUUCGCCGCCGCCACUGCUCUUUGAUACACAACCUGGAGGAAAUUUGACGGAUUACUCCUUUAAGUCCCACCAUGUAAACUAAUAAAAGGGGAUUGAUGACAGAAUGCCUGGAGGAAGGAAAUGAGAAGAUUGGAGGAAUGUGCUUUUCUACCUGGAUAUGGUUGCAGUGAAUUGGAUGAUCAACUCUGGAGGUGAAAAAGGACUGAAUGACUUUAUUGCCAGUCUUGUUGGUUUAGAGGAAAGACAACAGCAGGACACACUGGGCUUGUUCUGGAAUGUUUGUCUUUCUCCAGGGUUCUGUUCUCUUGAAUGCUUCUCUUUUUUUCCAUCACCUGCUGCUUACUGUAAAUCUGUUUUUUUUUGUUGUUGUUUUUUUUAAUUUGUAAAAUUGCUUUUAUUUUUUUGGUUGUUUGGUUUCCUACAAAUCUCAAUUACUCAUUUCUAGCUUCUUAUCAAACUAGGAUAUAUUCUGAUAAGGUUUCUUGGAACUAAAAUGAUGGGUCCACCCACACAUCUCUGUUGGAUCUGCUGCAGCUGCUAAACAUCUCAACUAUUAGCUAAACCUCCAAAAAAUAGUAGCAUGCCCCCUUAACUAGUGUCCUGCCUAAACUAGUUCCCAUUACUUCCAGGGGCAGGAAGCAUGUGAGUUAGUGCAGUCUCUCCAGUUUGUGCUCCACAUCAAUGUAAACAUUCUAGUCAAAUGUACCUGGGAUGUUUGAAAAGACCUAAUCAUUACUUACAAACAUCUGGGGGGUAAUAACUGACCUCUCAGCUUGUCAGCGCAGCGAGACGAGUGUGACCGACCUGAACAGCAUGCGUCUGUAAUCACCCUCCAGUCUGUUAGAAAUGUUAGCACAUCGUUCUAUAACACAAGGGCUAAUGAUGCUCCACAUUAGUGUACAGGCAGUGUUUAUAUGUGUUUUGUUUGUGUUGAAGCUACAUUAUCAGCAGAUGGCGAGCAUGCUGACUGCCCCCUUACAAUGGCUGCUGACAGCCGCUGUUGACAAGUUUAACUAAUGUAAACAGAGAAUGAACAAAUUAGGAAAUGGUUCCAUCUGUACACAUGAGUUGGCUAUUGAACCAUCACAGGUAACUGAAUAAGGAGCUAGGAGGGUCCUUGAGAUUUUAUCACCUCACCCUUUUUUUUCGUCACAAAGAUGAUAAAAUGUGAAUGAGAAGAUUUGUGUACAUAAAACAAACUAUGAUGUAACAUUAGGUAUUAAUCGUGGUUAUAAGCUAUGCUUUGAUUUCUGAAUGUCUUUCAGUUUCCUGUUUCUUUCUUGAAAUGAGAUGCCUUUUUUGAGAAUUCACCAAAUGGCCAAAGUGUAAAUUACUGAUUAUACAUUCUUGUAGAUAAGAAACAUAUGAGAGCAAAUAAUGAAAACCGUUGAGGGGAUAGAAACAUUUUACAGUUGUCAGUUAAGUUGAUACUGAGUUUAACUGAGCAAUUAUCUAUGCAUUCUUUUAAUCUCACAAAACUGAAAGUAGUAAAAGCCUUGCAUGCCCUUGGAUUGUUGAAAGAACGACUGUAUGUACUGAACAGAAAUAUUUUUUAUUUUAUUUAUUCUAUUUUAUAAAGGUAUAUACUGAUUUUGUUAGCCGAGGAAAGUAAAAUCUAUGAACUCUGUCAUUGUCUUGGUCCCUGGUUGAAUCACAAAGCUCCACUUUGCAGCAGAAGGCAGAUAAAGGAAUAAAUGUUCACUUUGUACAGUGCACUGAGAUCUGGGAGUGUCCUGCUGGUCUGAACAAGAUCUAUGAUGAUGAUGAUGAUGACAAUAACAGCAGCACCCUCCCAGUGUCUCUGUCAAACUCACACAUACAGUAUAACCAACACACACACGCACACAUUUCCCACAGAUGGGUGUGUUAGCUUCCGUUUGCUGCUCACGGAUUUGUACACGUUAUAAAUGUAACCAGUGGUCAGAAUAAACAGCAUAAUAACA
Betta splendens (Siamese fighting fish) is the source of this 6292-nucleotide messenger RNA. It is a transcript of the gene apbb2b, whose product is annotated as amyloid beta (A4) precursor protein-binding, family B, member 2b. Lineage: Eukaryota; Metazoa; Chordata; Actinopteri; Anabantiformes; Osphronemidae. Gene Ontology annotation, cellular component: nucleus; cytoplasm. Gene Ontology annotation, molecular function: amyloid-beta binding; transcription factor binding. Gene Ontology annotation, biological process: regulation of DNA-templated transcription. The transcript has 19 exons. Bases 618 to 3344 code for a protein of 908 amino acids. The record is from RefSeq and is a predicted model, not a curated record.